AUGAAUGGUGAUAUUCAAUUUGACAAUAUCGACUUUGCUUAUCCAACUCGACCUGAUGUGUUCGUCUUACGAAAUCUCACAUUGACGGCUCGUGCAGGUGAGAUAACAGCUUUAGUCGGUUCAAAUGGCUCUGGCAAGAGCACAUGCAUUUCACUUUUACUUCGUUUUUAUGAUCCAUCAUCUGGUCAAAUUACAAUUAAUGAUCGAUCCAUAGCAGAUUACAAUUUGAGACAACUGCGACAAAAGAUUGGUGUAGCCAGCCAAGAACCUAUUCUAUUUGCUACAAGUAUCUAUGAAAAUAUUCGCUUUGGUAAAGAAAAUGCAACAAGAAUCGAGAUCGAAGAAGCAGCACGUCAAGCUAAUGCACACGAUUUCAUUAUGCAAUUACCGAAUAAAUAUGAUACAAUCGUCGGAGAAAAUGGUGUUCAAUUGAGUGGUGGUGAAAAACAACGUGUGGCUUUGGCUCGUGCUCUUUACACUGCAUUUGCUAUAUCUGGCUCAAAAUUGACCGAGCGUAUUCGUGCUAAAGCUUUUGCACACCUUCUGCGUCAAGAAGUGGCUUUCUUUGAUCGUCUUGAAAAUAGUUCCGGAGCUAUUUGUAAUCGUCUCUCAUCUGAUGCAUUGGCUAUUCAGCAGAUAACUGGGGCUCGUCUAGGCAUUGUUUGUGAAUCAAUCGCAAUGUUUGGAAUUGGUGUUGUUCUCGGAGUCUUGAUGAAUUGGCAAUUGACUUUAGUUGCACUCUUCUAUUUUGUCUCUUUAUUUAUUCUUGCUAUCGUGCAAAUACGUUGGCAAGCACGAUUGAACAAACGUUCUGAUGAUAUUCUUGAAUUAGCAAGUUCGGUAAGACCAACAUGUCGAUUACAAUAUCAUGUGCACUGA
Rotaria sp. Silwood1 is the source of this 879-nucleotide messenger RNA. Lineage: Eukaryota; Metazoa; Rotifera; Eurotatoria; Philodinida; Philodinidae. The record is from the annotation of a GenBank genome assembly.